Molecule: messenger RNA, 1843 nt
Organism: Cyprinodon variegatus (sheepshead minnow)
Lineage: Eukaryota; Metazoa; Chordata; Actinopteri; Cyprinodontiformes; Cyprinodontidae
Product: caspase-1-like
Exons: 8
Coding region: 258-1421 (387 amino acids)
Biological process (GO): proteolysis; regulation of apoptotic process
Molecular function (GO): cysteine-type endopeptidase activity
Source: RefSeq, a predicted model, not a curated record
CUCAUUAGAGCAUAGUUCAAGGCUGCUGUACGGAUGUACAUUGCUAUAUAGGACUAUUGCUUAUAUUUCAAACUUAACAUAACAUAUUGUAUGUAACGUAUGUGUACAAAAGAGACUGUCUCAUAUUUUUCAUCACUGCAGUAAUUAGUUACAGCUGUACAGUAGGAAGUCAGGCGCACCGGGCAUUACGCGCAGCCAGUUCCAAAAGAAUCAGGAAGUUUCCAAAUAAAAUCUGUCACUGAUACACACUCUGAAGGAUGGCAGAUAAGGAACUCCAGAGGGUGAGGAAAGACUUUGUGGACAAAGUGUCAAAAGAAGGCAUUAAACAACUCCUGGAUGGUCUUUUGGAUGAUGGUGUAUUGAAUGAUGGGGAAAAAGAUUCAGUACUUGAGGAGAAUGUUAGCAGAGCAGAUAGGGCACGCUCUCUUAUUGACAUAGUUAAGAAAAAAGGCAAUCAAGCUAGCAGAAAGAUGAUUGCUCAGCUGCAGAGCAUAGACCCAACCCUGCACUCUGAGUUGGGUCUAUCCAGUGCCCAGCCUCCUCAGCCAGCAGGCGCAGUGGCUCAGAACGUAUCAGCUCCAUCAGUAUCCACCGUAGAAGAGUUCUGGAAACUCAAAAGGGAUGAUUCAAAGGUCUACCCUGUGACUCAGGACUCCUUUAGGAACCGUGUUGCGCUACUUAUCACUAAUAUGAAGUUUUCUGAUCAGAAAAUGGACAGAAGAGGGGCAGAGAAAGAUGAGGAGAAUAUGGAAAAACUGCUCUCAAGUCUGGGAUAUGAGGUGGUGAAAUAUACAGACCUAACUGGAAAGGCGAUCAAUGAUGGUUUGAUUCAGUUCGCUAAACAUCCUAAAUUAAAACAGACCGAUAGUGUUUUUGUGGUUAUCAUGUCCCAUGGGAAGCUAGGGAAAAUUCUUGGAGUUAACUGGAAAAAGGACAAACCAGAUGAAUUUCCAAUAGACAACAUUUUCAAACACCUGGGCUCUGAGAAAUGUCCUGCACUAAUAAACAAGCCAAAGAUCAUCAUCAUACAGGCCUGCAGAGGAGAACAAAGAGGAAGCGUUCUGGUCAGUGACAGUCCAAAUGCAGCUGCUGAUGUUCCACAACCUGAUGACUUUGAAGCAGACAAGAUUCAACUUGUACACCAAGAAAAAGACUUUAUUUGUCUUUUGUCCUGCACGCCUGACACCGUGUCAUACAGACAACCUGAUCGUGGGUCUAUCCUCAUCCAGUACGUUGUGGAGUCUUUCAGUCCAGAUUCAUAUCAGGAUCACAUUUUUGAUCUCUUCCAAAAGGUCAUGCGGCGUGUUGAAAGCUUCAGGAGCAACAACAAACUUCAGAUGCCAACUAUUGAUAGAUGCACGCUGAUAAAGAGCUUCUACCUCUUUCCAGGCCUCCUGGGCAACAACAACACCAAUCCAUAAAACUAUAUUAGAAUCACUGAUUCGACUGACUCGUUGCAAACUGCUGGGUUUCCUUAAACAUAAAACGUUUAAUUAAUGUGACUAAUAGAAUGAAUUUAUCUGCAUUGUCUGCCAAGUAUCUAUUUGAAUCGCAUGUACUAGAUGCUAAAUCUGUGUUUGUGUAGAUAAACACAUAAUUAAGUUAACUCAAUUAUGUGUAUAUGUAGCAGCUUUAUCUGGCUGCUUUCAAAUGGAGGACACCACUCAGACCAGGAAUCAGGAUCUGCAGUUUUAUUUCACCACACCUAUAGGAGUAGCGGGGGACACAGUCAGUAAACACACACAGGCUGUUAGGUGCUCUCAGUCUCAAAAGCUUCCAGAGCUUUGCCGUGCAGAUAGAGCCACGCCACUAUCACACUAUACAAGUAAUUAAAGCCCCCCCG